AUGUCUAUCGAUGAAGCCUUCCUCCAAAAACUGGAAUCUUUGUUCCCGGGUCAAGCUUCUGGCCCGUGGUACGUCUACGCAGGCCUCAUAUUUAAGGCCAAUGACCAAAUGGAUCACAUCAAAACGCUAUGGAAGUAUCUCGCCCACAACACACCCGCGGAGGACGACCAAUUCGUAAAGGCCAGGAAGCUGCGUGAAUCCUUACUCAAGGCUAGCGUACUCGUCGGCUUUCCCAAGGGCAUCAAUGCCUGCACGGCUCUUCGGAGUGCGAUCCAAGCUGACUGUCCUCAUCUAGAAGAGAAGCUCGACUCGGACACUUCACUGAGGCAGCAUCUUCAACGUUCCGAAAAGGAUGCCCGCGGGAGAGAGUUCUUCGGCAAGAUCUACGCACACCAUACCGAUCGUGUGUUGAGGAAUAUGUCCUUGGCGAGCGGCGGAGACCUCUCCGAAUUUGCGAUCAAUGCCGUUUAUGGCGAUCUCAUGGCCGAGGAGACGAGAUUGGACGCCAAGGAGACUGGACUGCUGGAGUUCUUGGCUUGCUACGCUACCGGCGGCUCGGUCUGGAGUCAGGCAAAGGGACACAUGUAUGGUUCGCACAAUCUCGGGAAUGGUAAGGAGGAGAUCUUUGGUGCGAUUGCCAUCUGUCAGGCCAUCGAGGAGCGUUUAGGGAUUGAGGUGAACAGAGAGCCGAAGGAGAACUGGGCGUGGACGGCGAAGGCGGAGAAGUGGUAAUGUGUUUGGAGACCGUCCCACCUUUCUGUCCG
Molecule: messenger RNA, 764 nt
Organism: Zymoseptoria tritici IPO323
Lineage: Eukaryota; Fungi; Ascomycota; Dothideomycetes; Mycosphaerellales; Mycosphaerellaceae
Exons: 3
Coding region: 1-732 (243 amino acids)
Source: RefSeq, a predicted model, not a curated record